Molecule: messenger RNA, 9720 nt
Organism: Centropristis striata (black sea bass)
Lineage: Eukaryota; Metazoa; Chordata; Actinopteri; Perciformes; Serranidae
Gene: gucy1a2
Product: guanylate cyclase 1, soluble, alpha 2
Exons: 9
Coding region: 1199-3613 (804 amino acids)
Biological process (GO): cGMP biosynthetic process; response to oxygen levels
Cellular component (GO): guanylate cyclase complex, soluble
Molecular function (GO): heme binding; guanylate cyclase activity
Source: RefSeq, a predicted model, not a curated record
CAUGCUAUCCUCUGAUUGGCUGUGGUUUGUUGUCCAACUAAAACGCAGAGCGGGCGCUGAUGCGUACUUCGCAGCUCGAGCUCUGCAGCUCUGAUCUGCUCUAACAUCGCUGGUGCGUGCAGCUGUUGGCUGACCGCGCGCGCUCACUCUCUCCCGCUUUUCGCGCUCCUCCACUGUCAGUGGCAGUGCCACCUCUGUUUGGCCGCACUCCGAGCGACGACCCCCAAAAGAGACAAGACCAAGCCAAAGCCCGGAGCAGCGGUGACAGGAAUAUACAAGUGAAAGAUGGAGGAAUGAUGAGAGGACGGUUAGUUGGCGGACAGACAGGAGAACCGCUGUCGCAGAGGACAAGGAGGAGGAGGAGGAGGAGAAGGGACGGAGGAGAGAGGAAAGCAGUCACAUCUGCCGUGACUUUGGGGAUGUCUUUCUGGCAAAGUGAGGAGAAAAAGGGGAGACGCCACAUUCUUCAGAAGCCAAAAAAAUCACCAAUUUUGCGAGAGGAAUGAUUAACAUGUGUCGGAAUUAACGUGGUGGACCAACAUGUCGAUUUCGGAGCGACCUUUUGUCGUUUUUCUGUUUUGCAAUUUCGUCAGUUAAGGUAACGUCUGCUUGAACAUAGUUGCCUUGCGAAGUCAACCUUUUGCUGUAUGUAAGGCUUAAAAAAUAAUAAAUAGCCUACUGUCGCUAGGGGUUUUGUAUUAUAUAGCCUAUAUUUUUAAUUUGAAGCAUCGUUUAGAGAAUGCUUGUCCUCCCGGAGAGAUUUGUUUUGGGGGUAAAUGAGGGCGGUUUUUAAGAGGCGAGACCCCCACCUCCUCCUCCCCCUUACAUAAAUGUUUGCGUGCCGUUAGUGCUCUCGUUCUCGGUCGACCCCCCCUCUCCCUCUCAAUAGGUUGCCGAGUCCCACACGCAGACAGACGCAUCUCGUGCACACAGACGGACCUGGACAUCAUCUCACGCGCACGCAAAACACACACACAUCUCAUGCAUACAUAAUUAUACAGACAGACCUUCGCCCCCCCUCACCCACCCAACCCUCUCACCCCCCUCACUAUCUGAUGACUCCCCGGCGUAGAGGUGGACGUGGUACGGAACCGACUGUAGCAUCAUCAUCAUCAUCAUCAUCAUCAUCACCACCACCACCACCCUUAACACUACCACUGUCAUCACCACCAUCCUCCUCCUCUUCCUCACAACCACCAUGUCCUCGUCGUCGCGCAAGAUCUCCUCUGAGUCGUUCAGCAGCUCGGUGGGCUCGGACUGCGGGCUCGAAAGCCCCGGGGGAGACGCAGGGGACGGCGGUCUGGAGCCGGCGGAGGAGAGCCGAGGGUGCCCCUUCUCCUCCUUCCACUCCUCCCACAGAGCGGUGCUCUGGAACGGCCGCAGCCCGGCGGAGAGGUCGGCGUGCCCGGCGGGAGAGGAGCUGCAGCCACCCGCUGGACCCCACAAGAGGGUCACCAGGAGGAGACGGGUGAACCUGGACUCGCUGGGGGAGAGCCUGAGGCGACUGACCUCACCCACGACACAGACUGUUCAGGAGGCUCUGCAGCGAACUCUACAAUUCUACAGACAACAAGAGAUCAGGUGUCAGGAAGUAGGCAGUGAUGAGACGCGAAGAGAGAAGAGAGAGGAGAAGUGCCCAUUUCUAGAAAAUUCCGGUUCAGAAGAAGAUGUCCUACAAAUCCUACAGUACAUGGCUACCAUACUGGGAGUCCCAUUCUGUGAGCUCAGAGAGCAUUUUGGAGAGGAGUUCUUUGGCCUCUGCUUCGAAGAAAAUGAGCGAGUGCUUCGGGCCGUAGGCGGCAACCUCCAGGACUUCUUCAAUGGCUUUGACGCCAUUUUGGAACAUAUUCGCACCUCCACGGGGCGCCGUGCUUCGUCUGAGAGCCCGUCCUUCCAGUGCAAGGAUCCCUACGAAGAGGAGAAAGGGAGAAGAAAAUUGGACAAAGUUGGAAAAAGAGAUGGAAGAGGGAAGGUGUUGCUUCUGCAUUGUUUUAACCCUGCUCCUGUUGUUGGAUUGGUCAUGCCAGGAUUGAUCAGAGCUGUUGCCAGGCGGAUCUUUCAUUCAGAAGUUGAGGUGGAAGAGGUGCCACCUCUAACUCCCUUAUUGCCCAUUGAAGACACAGAACACACAGACGGCGAAUCCACAACCCCCACCCCAACCGCGUCCCCCACCGCCUCACCCUCCUCGUCCCCGUCCCCUCCCUCUCCUUUCCCGACCUCUGUUCCCACAGUUUGCUUGUCCUUCCAAAUCCAGGAGACAAGCCCUCCUUCCCUCUCCUCCCUUUCAAACGCCGCUUCUGUGAGCACCAAACGGCCCCCCCUCUCACUCUCCACCAACCCCAGUGAUCUGCGCAUUGGCCUGGCCACAUUUUGCCGUGCCUUUCCAUUUCACCUUGUCCUGGGGCCUCACAUGGAGCUACUGCAGCUUGGAGAAGGAUUGAGGAGACAGGCUCGCAUUGAGCCUCACCGGAGCCUCUCAUUCAGGGAAUGUUUUGAGAUUGUCUCACCCAAGAUGGAUCCUUCGUUCCAGGGCAUCCUGCUGAGGCUUGCAUCGCCAUUUACCAUCCGCACCAGGCCCGAUACCACACAGUCUGGCACCAAGGAGAAGGUCAUGGAGUUGAAGGGUCAGAUGAUCCACGUACCUGAGUCCUGCUCCCUGAUGUUUCUGGGCUCUCCACGUGUUGAUAAGUUGGAGGAGCUGAUGGGCAGGGGCCUCCAUCUGUCAGAUAUCCCCAUUCAUGAUGCUACGCGGGACGUUAUCCUGGUGGGGGAGCAGGCCAAGGCCCAGGACGGUCUAAAGAAGAGAAUGGACAAACUUAAGGCCACAUUAGAGCGGACUCACCAGGCACUGGAGGAGGAAAAGAGGAGAACCGUGGAUCUCCUUUAUUCCAUAUUUCCAGGCGACGUGGCACAGAAACUGUGGCAGGGUCAGCCAGUGCCUGCUCGCAAAUUUGAUGAUGUGACCAUGCUGUUCUCAGACAUCGUGGGUUUCACUGCUGUGUGUGCCCAGUGUACACCUAUGCAGGUCAUCUCCAUGCUGAACGAGCUUUACACACGCUUCGACUACCAGUGUGGCAUUCUGGAUGUUUAUAAGAUCGAGACAAUCGGUGAUGCCUAUUGCGUGGCGGGAGGACUUCACAAGAAGGUCGAUAGUCACGCAAAGCCAAUUGCACACAUGGCUCUGAAGAUGAUGGAACUUUCCGAGGAAGUGCUGACACCUGAUGGGAAACCUAUCAAGCUAAGGAUAGGUAUCCACACAGGUUCGGUGCUGGCAGGCGUGGUCGGAGUUAAAAUGCCACGUUACUGCCUGUUUGGGAACAAUGUGACACUCGCCAGCAAGUUUGAAUCGGGGAGCCAUCCGAGAUGCAUCAACGUCAGUCCCACUACAUACCUGUUGCUAAAAGACGACCGCUCUUUUUCAUUUGUCCCUCGCUCACGGCUGGAGCUCCCAGAGAAUUUUCCCAAAGAGAUCCCAGGGACAUGUUACUUCCUAGAGGCGGGGACUUCUCACAGCCAUGCCUCAUUGACCAGCUCUCGCUCUGCUCCCCCGGCCUCUAUGAGGAAAGUCUCCUACAGCAUUGGGACCAUGUUUCUAAGAGAAACUAGUUUGUAGGUCUCACAUACAGAUAUUUACAAUGUGAGAGACUUGAUUUGAACCUGUGGAACAUGCAGAAAAACGGAUCACACGGAUCUUUGGAUAUGCAAAUGCAAUCUGUGAAAACUUGGAUUCAGACCUGUGGGAUGGCUUACAUGAAUGAAACUUUAAAAAACAAAUCCUCUCAUCAUAGGUGAAAAAGAAUAACACGCCCUCAUCUCCCCUGAGCAAGGGAGACACGGUUUAAAAGACUUGAAAAACAGCAACUGUGCUCGUCUCACAUGGACCCUUCCCCAAGGAGGAGUACUGAUGGAGAGAAACCUUAAUAUAAAACAUAGUGAUCUCGCUGGAUUCAGCUCCAUAACUGGUUUCUCUCAAGAGGUCGUCUCUCCCAAACGGCCAAAUCUAGAGGCAACAAAGCUUGGAGAAAACCUGGAGAGAGACCAUUUACGUGACCAGUGUUUCACUCAUUAACAACUGAAUUGCGCAAACAGAACAAAUCCACUUUUUCAUUAACAGAGUGGAUGCAGAGGAAUGAACUUUUAGAAGAUGUGCAUCAUGGCCUCUUGUACAAGGAUGACCACUACUAAAAAACAAUACAACUCCCCUACUGGCUGUCCCUAAAAUCAUGUCACGCUUUACCAAACAUACUUCUAACAUCCGCUGCUCGUUACAUCCAUCUGACCACCGAGGACCAGUUGGUGUGUGUGUGUGUGUGGAGAGACCAAAGAGAGGAGAUAGGUUUGAAAAGGGGUCAUCAAAGGACAAAUGCCAAAAACACUAGAACUCAGCUGAUCUUAGAGCCUUUUUCUGCUUCUAACCCACAGCAAACUAUAACCAACAACAAUCCAGCCAUUUCAUUGCAGGUAAUAUGUUUAGGACUGAAAAUUAUUCCCAGCUCAGUGCCUUUUUACUGCUCAAAUCAGGACAAGUACAAGAUGGGUUCAUUUUAAAUAUCUGAAAAACACAAGGAGCGCUUCAUUUAUCUUAUGUUUCUUCUUAUUUUUUAAAUGUUUUUAUGACAUUUCUGUGUAGAAAGACAGAUGUGAUUGGGGGAAUGACAUGUGCCAAAGGUUAUGAGCCUGUAAUGCUGCAGGCGCCUUAUCCAACCGAGCCACCAGGAGCCCCCACUAGUUGUGUCUUUAAUUUUGAGUAACUGGAAGAUAAAUUAAGCGCUUUUCAAGUAGUUCAAAUAUUUGAAAUCCUAUUCAUCUUUUUUUUUGUCCAGAUCAACCAAUAAUACACACAAUAUAGUACUAAUAAUAUAGUACUAUACUAACUUGUACACAUAGUCACAGUAUGCAUGCUCGACACAGUUCACAUUUACAUACACAAUCUUUUUUCUUUUGCAUUAUUUUUUGUCACCAUGCGGAUAUAAAAGUAAACUCUAGCCCCAUGCAAUUGUAACCAACAGAUUUUAAUUCAUGUUUACUAGUCUGCUGGUAGACUGAGUGUGAUUUUACUCUCUUUGAAUCUCAGGCCUUCCAAACAUUUUAGCGUAGCUCAGUCAUGCAGACACAAGAAAAUAAGUUUUUUCCAAGAUAAUCUUUAUAAAAUAUCAUCAUAAAGUGGGAAGUAAAGAGAUGAAGUUGGAUAAUCUUUUACAGACUUGGCACAUUGCAUUCCUGCCAUUGUUCUCUAGAUCUGACAUCUGUGAAGUUGUAGGCAUUACUUAACAGUGAAUAUUAUGUUGUUUUUUUAUGUUGAUAGGAUUGUUUUUAUUAUUAAAUUACAUACACACAGAGAUUUGUCAACAUCACAUCCAAAUUUUAAGUUAUUUUUUGACAAAAAAGUUCUGAAAUAAUCUACUUUGUUUAAAUGUAAACAUUCUUGGUUUGAAGAAAGGUUUUUUUUGUCAAUAAUACAGCAAUCGAACAAUAUGGCUUAAGUUACUGAUAAAACAAUUUAAAGGCGCAAUGAGUAGAAUAAUAAUUAUUAUUUUUCCAUGACUCUAUUAUGGCUAUAUCAACAUUGAAUGUUGUUUUUACAAACCACAGUGGACAAAUCCUACCUUUAAUAACUAAACUGUUAAAAGCUGAUCUUCAAAAAAGGCAGAAUACAUUAUUGACAAUGGUAAACUCCAGCACAGGUUUUAAUUCUAUUUUAAAUCACGCACCUCCACCAGGAAUGGAAAGGCAUGUUGCAAUGUCACUACAUCUUGCCAAAUAAUCAUACUGGUUGCUGAACCUAUGAAAUAAUAUUUAAUAUCAUGUGCCAAUUCAAUUCUGAGACCCCACCAGCACAGGUUAAUCUUGAGGAUGUGGUUCCUGCUGUUUGCUGUGUACAUUCAGUUGUUAAAGGGCGGGACCAGCACAAUUUGACAGCCAAACACUUUGUCAACUCACUGACCUUGGCUGGGAUUCAGCAGGAACAUAUGUUGGCUAUAAUAUGUAAAACACAGCUUGCAGGAGAACAUCCGAAGAGUAAUUUACCUGGGACAUGAAAACUAAUGCCCAUCUGGCCGAAGGUUUCACCCACUAAAGGGCAUCGUGCCCUCCAACUGAGAUUGACACCAGCAUAAAAAAGCAAUGUGCCAUAUAUGUAGAAAGAACGAGAGGAGGGGGGGAGGAGUAGAGUAGAAUAGUGAAAAUAGAUUUCCUUUCAACCUGCCAGUGUUUGAAAUGGUUAUUAUUGUCAUAAAUAAAUAUAACGACUGGUAUCAGACUCUCUGACAGCAGUAGCAUCAGAAAACUUGACCAAUUACAGGGUAUUCUGUAAAGGUCCAAUGAAAAUAUACAUGUUUAACAAUGUUUUUCUCUCAUCCAUAUUUACUGUAAAUGAAAAUAACUUUCUUGCCGCUUUUAAUCUGCUAUGCAGUAUAGAAUUAAUACGCAACAAUAACACCUAAAGAAAAAUCCAAUCAGUUAAAGACUUGGAAGCAUAGUUUUAGCCUAUAAUAUCAGGAAUUGUAACACAAUGAAAAAAUGUGUAUAAACUCUGGAUUAGGUUCCAUUGUGUUAUGAGUUGACAUGUAAACUUAAGCCUAGAUAUUUAUCUACAGUAUAAAUUGGUAUAAAGAAAAGUGCCAACUAAAAAUUUAAGUCAGUAGAUUUUUUCAGCAUCAUGUUCACAUUUUAUUGCUUUGUGGUGGUAUAACAUACAUACUUUUUUGUGACACUCUAGAGAACCAGAAUCUGCAACAGCUACCUGGGACAUCAGUGAAACGUACAUCUUGUAUAUUUACACAUCAGUGGAUUUUCCCUUUGACAUUUGUCUUUAUAGUAAUCUUGACAUGCCUGUCCAAUAAAAGUCACCAAGGUUCCAUAUAAUUGCCAAAUACACCAGAGAAUAGUUCACAUCUUACAAGAGCUGCGGGAUGUUUCCCAUGUCUUUAGGGCCUGGGAAAGUGUCUCCUGAUGGGCCUUAUGUUUUGCAAAUUAUAAGUAUAAUUGAAUAAUUUGAGAGGCCACAUUUACCCUUUCCCAGAAGACAAAUCUAAAUUGAGCCAGAGAGCAAUUUUUUGUGUGAAAAAGCCUUUAAAAAUAUGUAUCUUAAAAUUCUGCCCUACCAAGCCUAACUGCAGUAACUACAUUUUAAGUCGAAAAUAACUAAAAAUGAACUCCUUGAUGUCUAUUUUAUCUUGUGACAAAGUUUUAGAUUUCAAUUUUGCAUUAUUUCAGAGAAAUAAUAAAAAUUGCAGUAACUACAAAAUCCAACUCAAAACCAAAACAGACCGCAGCAAGUUCACUUACACCAGUCUGAGACAGUGCAGCCUAGUAUUUCUUCAUUGUGUUGAAUAGUAAAGACAAGAAUAAUAGAAAGUAUAGGUUUAUUUAAUAGGGAAAUUAUUAUCUAGAUAGUGAUAAAAUAUAACAUUACUUUAUAAUGGUAUGUCUAAAAUAAACAAAAAUGUGAAUAGAGUUGUUAAACACUUUUAAAUACACUUACAACAAAAUCAUUUUGAAAAUGUUAUUCACUGAAAACAAAAUAUAAAAGUUGAAAGAAGACAACAACAUUGUAGUUUCUGCAUUACAACUAGAACCUUUUACAGCAAAACCAGAGUGCAGUAACUACAUUUUUGGGGUCAAAGAUCAAAUAAAUUGUCAUGAUUUUUGAGCGUAAAAAUUCCUUCAUCAAUACAUGUAGAAAUAAGUGUUGUAUCACUAAUCUACCUAUAACCCAUUUGGCUGGCCAGUUAAAAAACGUUAAAGCAGUUUUUUUCAGUUUUACCCUUUGGGUCGUUACUGCAGUUAGACAUUGUUGGGCAGUACAGGUGAAUAUGUUAAAUUGUUUAACUAAUAGAUAUCACCUUGAAACUUCCCAAGUUGAUUACUUUUAUUUAGACACUGAAAAUAAUGUAUUUUGGAUGUUUCUACAGAAUUUACCUGUAUAUGAAAAAAAACUAUUACUAUUAUUGCAUUAUUGAAGCACUAAAAACAGAAACAAACUGAAUUUCCUGUAAGGUAAACCACUCAUGAGUGUAUCUGACAGUUGUGUUACUGCCCCUUGGGUGACCUUUUUGUAAGACAGGCUGCCACAUAUAGAAACACAUAAACACUCUUAUUCUGUAAUGCAUACAUGCAUUAUUGUGUACUUAAUAAAUAUAUUGUAGCAUAAAUGUAGUGCAGGUGUCAUUCCCACUUAACUUCAGCAGUGUCUGAAUUCUGCAUCGAGUCUAAAUAAAGAACAUUACACCAGCGAUACACCCACGCAACUUGUGUCCAACGCUCAUGUCUCCAAGUCUGUAAAUUUUCAGCAUAAUAUUCAACAUUUGGUCAGAUCUUACAAGUCUUGCUGUUGUGAUGCUGAGGGGUUGCAGGUACUGGUUCUCUACUGUGUUGUUGUCACUAAUGGACCAUUACACUGCAGCAUAUACUGCAGGUCACUUACUCAUACACAGGCAUGCAUCGCAGUUACAGCGGCAAUACAACUGAGCUGUACUGUAGAAGCUGUGUCAAACAAUGAACAUGAACAAAUGUUGUCAUGAGCCUGAAGUGAGUGUGGGAGGGUCCAGUGAGACGAAGCCAAAUACAUCCGUAACUCCAGCAACUGUUGUGUUUGCGUGUGUGUGUGUGUGUGUGUGUGUGUGUGUGUGUCCGUGCCAAACAAUAUAAGGACAUAUUGAGUUUGCAGAUGUACAAACAUAAUAAUUUGUUAAUAAAGGCCUAUUGUACCUGGAACAAAUCUGUACAAUGUAGAUCUAUUUAAUAUAUUAAAACUGAAAAAAUGGAAAUUGUAAUAAAAAUAUAUAGCAGAUUUCUUUUGGUAUAAUCACAAAAUGAUUUGACGUUAUCACAUUUUCCAUUGCUUUGUUGUCCCUUUUCUAUUUCAGAUACUUUUUGUCAGUAUAUGUGCCAUCUAAAGCCACGCUAGUUUUCCCAACAUGUCCCUACAAAAACCACCCCACCCACAAGAAAUGUCUUUUUUUCAAGACUAAAAAAAAGGUAGAUUUUUCCUUUGACACUAUUGUAUUUUUUCAUUCCAAAUCAAAUUUUGAAUGGUUUUCUUAAAUGAUGGAUUCAUGAAACAUUUUCUUCGGCUGAACGAGCAUGACACUGUCAUUUUUAUUGAAAAUUAUAUGUUUUUUGCAGGACAUUGUUGUAAAUUGUCUUGUUGCCAAGAUCAACUCCACCCCCACUGACUUGCAGUGCAAAGGCUCUAAGCUGACGGGAAACUGGUCCCUAUUUGUUCAACAUUAGCCUGGUUUUAACAGCAGCAACAAACAUGGUGGAUGCUUGUCGUCCAUGUCCAGGGUCAAAAAUAAAUAAAUAAAAAUCCAGCACUCCUAAAGGAUGCACAUUACUCCACCAAUCUAUAAAGCUUCGCCCUCAUGAGAAUAGUAGCUUCCAUAACAUUUGUUCACCAGCUCAGUUCAAAACUAAUAAAACAUCUGUGACAUUUAACAAUUCAACAUUUCACUGGGAUCUCUCUCAGAUGAGAUGCCACUUUGGGAACCGCCGGACGAUGUCAAAAAAUGCGGUCAGUGUUUUGUACUUUGAUUCAUGUUGUAAACACACAGAGUCGACCCUGGACAGGAACCCUGUUUGACCCUGUCGUUGGAAUCAGGAGUGUUUGUGGAAGAGGCUUGAUGACAGCUGUUGGUUUCUGACUGACAUGAAAGGGCACAUCUUCUGUCUUAUAUGAUGUAAAUAAAAAAACACCAAGUAUCUUUAAUAAGGAAGAAA